UUUGUAAUUUGUUGUUUUAUUGGUUACAAUAACCGGUUAUUAUAAACUAUCAAAGUUUAUUUGAAUACCAAAAGCAAAAUCGAAGAAGUGUAGUUAGUUGCAUAUUCAACGAAAGUGUGUGUCUACUUCCGGUUCCGUCAUCUCGUCCAAAUCCAUAAGCAUGAGCAACUGCGAAUGGACCGUCGAGGAAACGACCCUGCUGAUCCAGAAGCGGCUGGAGAUGUUUAGAGGCGCCCGCAGCGAUAAGGUCUACGAUCAGAUUUCAGACUACCUGGUCCAGAAGCACAACAUCCAUAAAAAUGCAUCCGCUUGCCAGUCCCGGUUCAACAAUGUCCUGAAAACGUACCGGCUGUGCGUCAAGCGACUGACGAAGGACAGUAAUAGUAUUCGCAAGAUGCGAUUUCCCUUCUUUGAUAUAUUCCACCAGUAUUACACGAACAAGACGGACGAGGAGAAUGCGAGCAGUAAAUGCAAAUCGGAAAUCUUCCUGGUUGACAUCUACGAGGACAGUGACGGUGAAGAAGGCGGUAGCAUGAUGAUAGAUUCCAGGCAGACGGAUAUUCAAAACGAACAUGAUGGGCAUGCCGAGCUGACGGCGAAUAACGGAUUAAAUGAUUUGAAGUUGAGAUUGAUGGAGCAGAAGUUGCUCUACUACACGAAUCAGAACAUGCUGCAGCAGGUCAAGCAGGAACACUACCGACAGGAGGAGCAGGAACGUGCCCGAGAACAGUUGACGGACGAAGAAAUACAAAAGGUUCUUCGGGGAAUUCAUUCGUGUUUGAUAAAGAGUCAGGAUGUGAAAAUCGUACCGCCGCCGACGAAGAAAGUGGAUGACAAAGUCGCUCCACAACUUGAAAAGCCGAAGAUUACGAAAGAAAUGGAAGGUGUCAGUUUGGUGAUUCCGAUCGAGGUGGAAUCCGGUGAGGAGGUGGAGGAUGAAUUCAACGGGGAGGCGUGGUCCGCUAGCGCGGGAAGCAGCGAGGAGGUAAUCAACAAGGCGGAAAAGGCCCGGCUGAAAGUGCGGAAGAACAUCUUUCCCGCGUGGAACCGGAUCCAGACGGUACUGCUGAUCAAGAUCCACUGCGAUCUUAGGCCAAAGUUCAAGGGGUUCAAUUUAUUCGAGUGCAUCUCGAACAAACUGAUUGAACUGCACAUAAAUCGAACACCCAGAGACUGUCGGACGCGAUGGAACAAUCUUUUCCGGAGCUACAAGGAAUGUAGAUCAAGACUGCAACUGAACGGUAAGGCCGUUGUUAAGUUUGAAUACUUUGACGAGAUUGAUGCCUACUACAAGGAUCAGCAGUUUCUAUCGAUGUAAAGGAGGUGAUUGGGGGGUUUGUACAACUGUCCACAUAGUAUAUAUAGACAGCCCUCAAAAAGUUGAUGAUUUAUAUGUUUUAUACUACAUAAACGAAAAAAAAGUCGCUUCAAGCUAAAUGAAGAGUGGCAAACAUUUUAGAGAAAGCCCUGUCCUGAUCUAAGAAAAAGUUUGUGACCCAUUGAAGGCAUUAUAUAAAAAUAUAUUAAAUUUCGACUAUGUGAACACCCCCC
Ochlerotatus camptorhynchus is the source of this 1551-nucleotide messenger RNA. RefSeq lists its product as uncharacterized. Bases 161 to 1318 code for a protein of 385 amino acids. The record is from RefSeq and is a predicted model, not a curated record. The transcript is spliced from 3 exons. NCBI's taxonomy places the organism in Eukaryota, Metazoa, Arthropoda, Insecta, Diptera, Culicidae.